This is a messenger RNA of Solanum stenotomum, 744 nucleotides long. RefSeq lists its product as uncharacterized. The record is from RefSeq and is a predicted model, not a curated record. The transcript has 3 exons. Lineage: Eukaryota; Viridiplantae; Streptophyta; Magnoliopsida; Solanales; Solanaceae. Bases 1 to 744 code for a protein of 247 amino acids.
AUGAAGAAAGAUAUUGCGGAAUUUUUCCCUAAGUGUCCCAAUUGUCAACAAGUGAAAGUUGAGCAUCAAACGCCGGGAAGUUUUUCUCAAGAUUUUAGUAUCCCUAUUUGGAAGUGCGAAGAUUUGAACAUGGACUUCAUGAUUGGUUUGCCUCGCAUCCGUCGACAACAUGACUCGAUUUGGGCUAUUGUAGAUCGGAUGACGAAAUCGGCUUAUUUUAUCCCCGACAAGGUUUCUUUUUCGGCAGAGGACUAUGCCAAGUUAUAUUUGAAGGAGGUGUACAUCUCCAAUAGGUUGGUUUUAGGUUGUGAAGCUGCCCUAAUAGGUCCCAAGUUGGUACAUGAGGCAAUGGAGAAAGUUCGACUUAUUAGAGAAAGGUUGAAAACAGCUCAAAGUCAACAAAAGUCAUAUGCCGAUGUGAAAAGAAGUGAUCUUGAGAUUGAGAUUUUGAGACGAAAUGGCAAGGUUGCUUAUGAACUUGAAUUGCCUAGUGAGUUGGCAUUGGUACAUCCAGUUUUCCAUGUCUCCUUAGUGAAGAAGAGUGUUGGAGAUGCGACAUCAAUAGUCCCCUUAGAAGGUUUGGGAGUUAAGGAGAAUCUUUCAUCUGAGGAAAUUCCGGUUGAGAUUUUAGACCGGCGAGUUAAGAAGUUGAGAAAUAAUGAAAUUGUAUCGGUGAAAGAUCUUUGGAGGAAUCAGUUAGUUGAGGGUGCUACUUGGGAGGCCGAGACCGAUAUGAUAUCCUGA